AUGAAGUUGCUAAAUUCAAAAUUAAUACUCAGUACAUCUUUAAUAACGGCAUUAACCGACGCCUCUAUCGUUGCUAAGGAUUCAAAACAACCGUCAGAUUUCAAUAAAAACAAAUAUUUAAAACUAGGUUUCGACAAAUACGUAGGUGAGAGCUUUGAUAAAUCUUCGAAAGAUUCUUUGCAGAAGAGAGCCGAAUAUGCAAUCUUUAAUUUAACUAAUCAAGCUAGCUUCUACUCGGUAGAAUUAGCUAUCGGUACUCCCAGUCAAAAUGUGACAGUUUUGGUAGAUACAGGUUCCUCUGACCUAUGGGUCACCGGUUCAGAUAACCCUCUAUGCUCUACUGAUUCGAGCGACGAUGAUGACGAUUCUUAUGCAUUCAAAAAGAAAAGAGCUGAAACCAUCGUUGUCACUGAAGAAGCAACAAUAACAGAAAAUGGUAAUAACUUGGACGGAUUAGAUCCAUUCGGAUGGCUAGGUGGAUCAACUGCCACAUCUGGUUCAUUCGAAACUUCUUUCCCAUCUUCAUCUUCUUCUAGCGGAGAUUUUGACUGUAGUGAAUAUGGUACAUUCAAUACAAACGAUUCGUCCACUUGGUCUUCAAAUCAUACAAGCUUCUUCAUUAGUUACGGCGAUUCCUCCGUAGCAGAAGGUGUAUGGGGCCAGGAUGUUCUCUCCAUCUCCGAUGUAGACGUUUCCGGCGUAUCUUUUGCCGUCGCUAACUAUACUAAUUCCACCGUUGGUGUUCUUGGUAUUGGGCUGUCCGGUUUGGAAACAACUUACUCUGGUACCAGUUCUUCUGAAUCAUACAUUUAUGAAAAUCUACCAAUGCUUUUGAAAAGUUCUGGUGUUAUAGAUACUAUUGCAUAUUCAUUAUUUUUAAACGAAAAGAGUGAUACCACAGGUAAUUUACUCUUUGGCGCUGUGGAUCACAGUAAAUAUUCUGGUUCUCUAUACACAUUACCAAUAGUAAACGUCUAUGCUUCAGAGGGCUAUAAAAACCCUCUAGAAUUUGACGUGACAAUGUAUGGUUUAGGUAUCUCCACAUCAGAUUCAAAUACCACUAUUGCAACAAUGAAAAUUCCAGCUUUACUUGAUUCUGGUACUACUAUUGUUUAUUUCCCAGAAACGUUAUUAGAAUUGGUAGCAGACCAAUUGGGUGCUUCUUAUUCCGAUGAGUUAGGUUUCUAUGCGAUGAGCUGUGUCUCCUCCAGUGAUGAUACCGAAUUUGUCUUCGAUUUUGGUGGAUUUCACAUCACUGUUCCUUUAUCCGAUUUUCUAAUCCGUGUAAGUGGAAGCGAAUGUAUCCUGGCCAUGGCUGCUCAAGACGAUGAAAGUAUCAUCCUUGGUGAUUAUUUCUUAACUAAUGCUUACGUGGUUUACGAUUUAGAAAACUAUGAAAUCUCUAUGGCUCAAGCUAAUUAUGAUUCUGAAGACGAAGAUAUUGAAGUCAUAAGUUCUACAGUACCAAGUGCCGUUAAGGCUGCCUCUUACUCUAACAGUUGGUCAUCAACCGGAUCGAUCACUUCAGGUGGUGACAUUUUCACUGUGGCCUCAAAUUCCACAGCAACUAAUUCUGUAACUACAACAAAAUCAUCAUCAUCGAAAACUUCUUCAGGCCACUCCACUACCGAUUCGAGCUCUAGAAAGAGCAAUGCUGGUUCUGGAAUAAGCUAUGCAUCGUACUUACUAAUGGCAUCCAUCACAUUUGUCCUAUCUUAUUUACUAUGA
Kazachstania africana CBS 2517 is the source of this 1728-nucleotide messenger RNA. It is a transcript of the gene MKC7, whose product is annotated as aspartyl protease. The transcript has a single exon. Gene Ontology annotation, molecular function: aspartic-type endopeptidase activity. Bases 1 to 1728 code for a protein of 575 amino acids. Gene Ontology annotation, biological process: proteolysis. NCBI's taxonomy places the organism in Eukaryota, Fungi, Ascomycota, Saccharomycetes, Saccharomycetales, Saccharomycetaceae. The record is from RefSeq and is a predicted model, not a curated record.